UGCGAUUUUUCGGUCGAAUUAUAAGCCCAUCGAUAUGUCUCAAGUAGUACAUUUAGUUUCAAAAGCUGAUCAAGUCUAUAGUUGUCCAAAAACCUCAUACCAACUACAAAAUAUCAAAAUGAAACUCUUCUGUCUUUUAAUAUCUUUUUUCUUCGUGGAUGUGCUGGCCGAUUUUGAAACAUACUUGGAGUAUAUUUUCACUACAACUGAAGCCAUGAGACUUGCUUAUGAAAAGAAUGAUUUAACUGUAGGAGAUAGAUAUGGAGCAAAUGCAUUGGAGCAUAUGAUUGAGACAAUGGUUGAUGAUGUCAAUAAUGACAUUGACUACAUGGAUUUCUGCAAAAUUAAUUUUUUGAUCGCUGUACCGGAAAAUACGGAAAUUGUCGACAGAAUACCACAAUUUCCAGAUUAUCCAACAUUGGAAAAAGCCAGUUUUUUCCUUCAUAUAAUGCAAGAAGAAAUAGAAAGUAUACUGGGAUAUAGUGUGAUGGGAUAUAAUCCGGUUUUGACAACACCGGAAACCAUUGCAGACCAGAGAAGAGAAAUUGUUAUUCCAGCUUUACAAAAUAUAAUCAAACGUCGUUUAAUAGAUGAAUCUGUGCAGGACGAAGAGGACUCUUUAUUACCGAAUUGUCGUUUGCUUGGAUUAAACUUGAGUGCACAAUUUCCAGAAUCAUUCACAAAAGAACUUGAAAUUGACUCAACUAACCAUAUUUGUAUCCUAACGGACGAAUCUAAUGCGAAAAGGGUUUACAGAAAAAUUGACAACGCAUGGUCACUGACAAGCUUAGAAAAUAUAAACCAGUCUUUACAAACACUCGAGGAACAGUUACUGCUUGGAUUUCCGCCAAUUACACCUUCAUCAGACGAGAGCGGAAGCUCCACAGAUGAAGACAGUUUGCACGACCGCUGCACAGUGAGCUGAAAUCCUAAAAACGCGAUCGAAAAUAAUAUCUCCUAAAUUCAUGAUUUAAAACAUUAAAAAAAGUUCUAAUUAUAUGUUUAUUUGGAUUCGUUGAAUUCAACUUUAACCUUAGAUUUACAAUAAGAUAUUUAGGUAAUGAUACAUAAUUAUUGUUGUAUAUUAUACAGUAUACAUAUGGUACGAAUAAUUCACACCUCUAAUUAAA
Messenger RNA from Adelges cooleyi (spruce gall adelgid), 1130 nucleotides. RefSeq lists its product as uncharacterized. The coding region runs from base 35 to 925 and encodes 296 amino acids. The transcript is spliced from 12 exons. NCBI's taxonomy places the organism in Eukaryota, Metazoa, Arthropoda, Insecta, Hemiptera, Adelgidae. The record is from RefSeq and is a predicted model, not a curated record.